This is a messenger RNA of Aspergillus luchuensis, 870 nucleotides long. Its product is annotated as intradiol ring-cleavage dioxygenase. The transcript is spliced from 4 exons. Gene Ontology annotation, molecular function: catechol 1,2-dioxygenase activity; ferric iron binding. The coding region runs from base 1 to 870 and encodes 289 amino acids. Lineage: Eukaryota; Fungi; Ascomycota; Eurotiomycetes; Eurotiales; Aspergillaceae. The record is from RefSeq and is a predicted model, not a curated record. Gene Ontology annotation, biological process: catechol-containing compound metabolic process.
AUGCCGCGCUUCGACCCCAACUUUACAGACAACGUCAUCAACAGCAUGGGUCCGAAAACGACCCCGCGCUUCCGCCAACUAAUGACCGGUUUAAUCCGCCACGUCCACGACUACGCGCGCGAAAACGAACUCACCGUCGAUGAAUGGAUGGCCGGCGUGAAGCUCCUCAACUGGGCUGGUCAAAUGAGCGAUGAUAAGCGGAAUGAGGGACAGCUUGUUUGUGAUGUUAUCGGACUGGAGUCUCUAGUAGACGAAAUCACCUACACCCUAGCCUCCGAAGCCCCCGACGCCCCCACAGCCACCGCCAUCCUCGGCCCAUUCUUCCGCGCCGACACACCCUACCGCGAGAACGGAGCGAACAUUGUGCUGACCCCGCCGCCCAAUGGCGAGGGCGAAAUGGCAUUCAUGCACGGCCAAGUCGUCGACUUUGAGACCAAGAAGCCGCUCGUCGGCGCGACGGUGGAGGUCUGGCAGGCUAGUACGAAUGGGUUGUAUGAGCAGCAGGAUCCCCAGCAAGAGGAGUUUAAUCUCCGGGGGAAGUUCAAGACCGAUGAGCAGGGAAGGUAUAGCUUUUAUUGUUUGAGGCCGACGCCGUAUCCGGUUCCUGAUGAUGGUCCCGCUGGAAAACUGCUCGAGUUGAUGGAUAGACAUCCGUUUAGGCCCGCGCAUAUUCAUAUUAUUGCUACAUACGACGGCUACAAGCCCCUCACGACGCAAAUCUUUGAUUCCAAGGAUAAAUACCUCACCAAUGACUCGGUAUUUGCUGUUAAGGAUUCGCUGAUUGUGGAUUUCGUGCCUCGCAAUGAUGAUCCUCAAGCUGGUCUUGAGUUGAACUAUGAUGUUAAGUUGGUGCGGGCGCCGGCGAACUGA